Molecule: messenger RNA, 774 nt
Organism: Lycium ferocissimum
Lineage: Eukaryota; Viridiplantae; Streptophyta; Magnoliopsida; Solanales; Solanaceae
Product: cytochrome P450 71D7-like
Exons: 4
Coding region: 1-774 (257 amino acids)
Molecular function (GO): iron ion binding; heme binding; monooxygenase activity
Source: RefSeq, a predicted model, not a curated record
AUGGAAGAAAACUGGAAAAAGAGACAAUUGUUGUCGGAAAUUGUGUUCUGGAAUAGUUCCAUCAAACGAGGUGUGAAUCUUCCAGUUAGUGCAGCCUUUUCUUCGUCAUCUCAGUUGCUGUUUGAGGAGACAAUUGAUUCUGAACUUAGAAUUGACAUCGUUGCGGGUGGAACUGAUACAUCAUCCAAAAUUAUUAUUUGGGCAUUGUUAGAAAUGAUGAAGAAUCCAAAUAUUAUGGCCAAUGCUCAAAGUGAAGUGAGACAAGUCUUUCAAGAAAAGAAAAAUUAUGAUGAAGGAGAUCUUGAAAAGUCAAAAUACCUGAAGUUGGCGAUUAAGGAAACAUUAAGGUUACAUCCUCCCAUUCCUCUAGUGCCUAAGGAAUGUAAGGAGCAAACAGAUAUUGAUGGAUACACCAUACGUUGUAAGACUAACGUGUUGGUCAACAUAUGGGCACUCGGAAGAGAUCCUGAAAGUUGGGACGAUCCUGAAAGUUUUAUACCAGAGAGAUUUGAGAACUCUUCUAUUAACUUUAUGGGAAACCACUAUGAGUUUAUUCCAUUUGGUGCAGGAAGAAGGAGUUGUCCAGGAAUGCUAUUUGGUUUAGCUGCUAUUGAAGUUGCACUGGCACAGUUACUCCACCACUUUGAAUGGCAACUCCCAUAUGGAACUAAUCCCCAAGAUUUGGAUAUGACUGAAACACCGGGAUUAACUGCAGCAAAACAAAAAGAUUUGUAUUUAGUUGCUGUAGAUCAUAGAAACGAUGACGAAUUUUGA